Messenger RNA from Cyphomyrmex costatus, 1017 nucleotides. It is a transcript of the gene Ppib, whose product is annotated as peptidylprolyl isomerase B (cyclophilin B). Gene Ontology annotation, molecular function: peptidyl-prolyl cis-trans isomerase activity; cyclosporin A binding. The record is from RefSeq and is a predicted model, not a curated record. NCBI's taxonomy places the organism in Eukaryota, Metazoa, Arthropoda, Insecta, Hymenoptera, Formicidae. Gene Ontology annotation, biological process: protein folding; protein peptidyl-prolyl isomerization. Gene Ontology annotation, cellular component: cytoplasm; intracellular membrane-bounded organelle. The transcript is spliced from 4 exons. The coding region runs from base 86 to 688 and encodes 200 amino acids.
GUAGUGGUCCACUCUGACAGACUGUGACAAGACCACCGCAGGAUCAGAUCAGACAGACGGUUGCGGUCCCUUCAUUGUCCGUAUCAUGAGGCUGCUGUUGUUCCUAGGCUUGGUAGCCGUUGUCUCCUGCGCGAGCAAUGGGCCGAAAGUCACUGAUAAGGUAUGGUUUAAUAUCAAGAUCGGCAAUGAGGAUGCAGGCAGAAUAGAAAUUGGUCUAUUCGGUAAAACCGUUCCGAAAACGGUCAAGAAUUUUGUGGAGCUUGCCAAGCUGCCAGAAGGUGAAGGGUACAAAGGCAGCAAAUUCCACAGAGUGAUCAAAGACUUCAUGAUCCAAGGAGGAGAUUUCACAAAGGGAGAUGGCACUGGAGGUCGUAGCAUUUAUGGAGAUCGCUUUGCGGAUGAAAACUUUAAGUUGAAGCACUAUGGUGCCGGAUGGUUGUCCAUGGCCAACGCUGGCAAAGAUACCAAUGGGUCUCAAUUCUUUAUCACUGUUAAGCAAACUCCUUGGCUCGAUGGUAGACAUGUCGUCUUUGGCAAGAUUAUCAAAGGAAUGAAUAUAGUACGCAAGAUUGAGCAAACGAGCACCGACUCACGAGAUAAGCCACAAAAGGACGUGGUUAUCACCGAUUGUGGCGCGGAGACUAUAACAGACCCAUUUAGUGUAUCUAAGGAUGACGCUACCGAGUAAAUCUCAGCAUUCGCCAACAGCCUCAUUAUUGUUUAUUUCUUAUACCAAACGAUCUCUUGGGAACUGCAUGGUUUUUGACAGCCUUGUUGGUUUUUCUAAACGGAUGAAUGACACUAAUGAUAAUCUCUAUGUUAUGGUAACUGUUUAACGACAUUCUAGAAGAAAGACUCAGCAGCGACAUCAACAAAACAGCGUUUUGUAUAAGGUCAUAAAGUGUUAAAGUAACUAUUAAAAAGUAAUAGAAUGAUUGUUUCUACUUUAAUUGUUAAAAACAAUGUAUAACUCGCAUUGCACGAUACCUACAUUUUGUACGCAAGAUUUUCUACAUU